Molecule: messenger RNA, 989 nt
Organism: Symbiodinium sp. CCMP2456
Lineage: Eukaryota; Dinophyceae; Suessiales; Symbiodiniaceae
Source: the annotation of a GenBank genome assembly
GCUGGCAGGAGCAACACUUCACCGACGAGCCUUUUUCUUGGCCAGAUUCCUUGCGGUACUUGGACAAAGCUGGGUCGCAAGGCGUCACCCUGAAGACGAUCGUUGCCGGACCAAAUCCAGCUGAAAGCAAGGGUGUUGUGCUGUUUGUGCACGGUUUCCCCGAAACCGCGGCAGCUUGGAAAGAGUAUAUUCUUCACUAUGCAGCAGCUGGGUACCAUGUGCUCGCACCGGACAUGCGCAAUGUGAACAACAGCAUGGCUGAAAGUGGCACGCUUUCCUUUGACCUCUUGUCUGAUGACCUGUUGUCAUUGGUGACAUCUACAGGUCAUGACAAGGCUAUUGUGGUCGGACACGACUGGGGCGCCGUGAUCUCUUGGGUGUUUGCUUUGCGCUUUCCAGCCAGGACGCAGGCAUUGGUGGUCAUGGCCGUUCCCCACCCGGAGCUAUAUCGUUCAUACAACCUUGUCCGGCUGCCAUUCUCUGUCACGCAUGUCUGGUAUUUCCUCUUCUGGGGGCUGACUGGCCCACUUGCGCGGUGGAAGGCCGCCAAGGACGAUUUCGCCUGGUUCAUUUCGUUCGCUUUUGGCAGUAGCAGGCCCAAGACCUACAGCAAGGAGAUGAUCAAGAGACUCAAGGAGGUGUAUGCACGCACCUAUCAGUCAGACACUCAUUGUCCUCUGAGCACUUGGUAUUGGAUGGGAAACGAGUGGCUGCUGAAGAGCGUGUUGCCACCGUCAGUGCUCGGACCUGGCACCAUAAAUAGUUUGUGGACCGAUGGACAAACCCCAAGUAUUGUUCCAACCUUGCAGCUGUUCGGGAGUGAUGACAUCUAUGUGUCUCCGGGAAUGGUUGGAUGGUCCGCAGACUCCAGGUACACUGCGCACCCAUCCAAGAGAACAGUGGUAUACGACGCUUCCCACUGGCUUCUUCACGAGAAAAAGGCCGAGAUUCUGCAGGAAAUGGACGCAUUUAUCCAGUCCUCGCCGUAG